Messenger RNA from Xiphias gladius (swordfish), 3496 nucleotides. RefSeq names its product MICAL-like protein 1. NCBI's taxonomy places the organism in Eukaryota, Metazoa, Chordata, Actinopteri, Istiophoriformes, Xiphiidae. The transcript has 15 exons. Gene Ontology annotation, molecular function: protein binding. The record is from RefSeq and is a predicted model, not a curated record. Bases 464 to 3169 code for a protein of 901 amino acids.
UCUCCCUCCAGCGGCAGCAAUUGUGUAUCUCACUAAGUGUAGAGCAAAACAAGGAGCACUACUGAAAGUGACGGGAUGUGAUUAAAAUUUACAGCCCUUGUUUAUUUGGACGACAGCACAUUCAGAGGCUCGUUUGCGGAUGAAAAUUGAUAUUGCGAUGCCGUGAUUGGGGGGAGCCGUUUGAGACUAUAGUUGUGGCUGGAAACAUUAUAAAACCGCCGUACUUGCGUGGAUACCUUCGUUUUUAACUGACAAAUCAACAUAACGGUGGGAAACGCAACUUCCUGCCUGCAGAUUCACCGAAUCGAUGCACAAGUUUGACUGCAGGUUUUCUGCAAAAAAAAAAAAAAAAAGUAUUGCAAGGGUAGUAGGUGCUUGUUUCCUGUUUUCUCCGCAAAGACGAACCUGCCGAUCUUUAUUCGAUCUCCUCUAAUUUAUAAAGUGCCAUGUUCAGCCAGCCCACAUGUCUAAUCUCACACAAGAGAUGGCAUCACCGAAGGCCUUACGAGAAUGGUGCCGCGUCACUUGCGCCAAUUACCCCAAUGUGGAAAUAAAGAACAUGUCAACCUCAUUCAGAGAUGGACUUGCAUUUUGUGCCAUCAUCCAUAAACACCGACCUGACUUGAUAGAUUUUAGCUCCCUCUCGAAAGAUAAUAUUUAUCUAAAUAACAAACUGGCAUUUGAGGUUGCAGAAACAAAGCUGGGCAUCCCUGCAUUGCUGGACCCAAAGGAAAUUGUGUUCUGCAAGGUGCCUGAUUGUUUGAGCGUAAUCACCUACCUUUCACAGUACUACUACUACUUCAACAGGAAGUCUUAUGCAGGUCCUGCCAGUUUUAGGUCAUCAUACAUCACUGUCUUAAACAAUCUCACAAAGAGUAAAACUCCUGUUGGUCUGAAACCCCUGAAGAGCUCAACUGAUCUGGAAACCGGUCAAGAUCAUUUAACCAACACAAGGCCACGAGCAGUGUGUAAUUUGUGUUUCAAACCUGUCCACCUUAUACAGAGACAUUUGAUUGACGGAAAAUUCUACCAUCGCAGCUGUUUCAGGUGCAAAGUGUGCAACAGCACUCUUUUAGCAGAGUCUUACACACAGGGAAGUGAUGCUGGUUCCUUGAUCUGCACUCACCAUAUAACAGACAAUAAAAGUAUUCAUGUUGACCUCAACCAGAAAUUUGGAUCUACUGAGAAUCGUCUCAAAUGUAAGUUUCAGGCAGGUUAUUUUUCUCUCGGUGGAUUGGCUAUCACCAGUGUGCCUCAUUACACUAUGAAAACAGAGUCUCUGGACAGACCGGUUUGUAAAACACCAGAGGCGGAGGGGAAAGGAAGGCAGGAAAAGAGCAGGGAGGUGAAAAGCAGAGAAAACAGAGACUCAACUGUUGGACUGAAGAGCAUGGUUAAGAAGCCAGCACCUCCUUAUCCUCCCCUACCCAGUGUUAAAGACAGUAUGGUCGAAGGGGCUGGAAAAGCUGGACCUGCAUCCAUUCUGGCAGACGGUAAGAUACAGCAGGAAGCAACAAAGACUCAACAGCCAUCAGAGCUCUCUUCACUGUGUGUACAAGUGACAGAGGGAAUCAGUUGGCCCGUUCCAGCGCCCAGGCGUAUGUUAUAUACUUCUGUGGUCCCUGUUCCUGCACCCAGGACCAAAACUUCCCGGACAACAAGCAGCUCCCCUGCUGCAGGCUAUUCAUCCAGCCAAAGUAAAAAUCCUCUCAAUUCAUCUCACAUCACCAGCCCAACCACUGGUAGCCCUAAAGUGAAAACCAACCAUCCGUGGAUGGCCAUUGUCCAUCCCGGACCCUGGACACAACUGCCUCCCGCUCCAGCCCCAGUACCCACUCCUCGAUCCAAAUCUGUCUCUAACCUGCGGGGGUCCUGGUACAGACCCAAAGUGCCUCCUCCCAAUCCAUUUGGAGAGGAUGUGGAUGAGGACACUCAGGAGGAGGCUGAAAAACCUGGGUCUACAGACCAAACUAAGUCCUCAGUGGAAGCUAGUCAUUCAGACAAUGAUGGCAACCUGACGAAUAAAUUAGGGGACCUGGAGGUUGCUGUUUGUUCAGGUGAUGCUGAAAAUACUGCCAUUAAAUCUUAUGACAAUAAUGUUAAACCACCGGAUAAACCCAUUCUACCAAAGAGACCAGAUUUCAAAGAAGCUGGUGGAGCUGUACUACCUGACCCACCAGAGGAAGUGAGUGCAGGUACUAACACAGCAGAGACUUCCAGUGAAAAAGCUGGAAACACAAGUCAAAUCAGAUCACCAGUUUUGGAUGAAAAUGGAGGCACAGCUGGCUCACUACCAGAUGUUACUGAAGCAGAAGCAGGGCCACAUGUUGCUUCAGAUGAGGCACAAAGUCACUUUUUACCCAGGAGUCUUUCUGUGCCAGUUAUCACAUCCAUCCACUCUCAAAGUUCCUUAGUGCCUGUUGGCAUAAAAGGGGAAAAUGAAUAUGUCACAUCAUGCCCAAAUAAGCCGGCCCGCAAAGAGAAUCCUUGUGAUCGAAAACCUGCAAUGCCCAAAUCAAAGACUUUCCAGGCCCUCCCAUCUAGACGGGCCCCUGCCCCUGGACAUGGUUUCCCACUCAUCAAGAGGAAGGUGCAGACAGACCAACAUGUUUCUACAGAAGACCUGCAGACAGAGAUGGGAGAACUGGAUAAACAUCUGGAGACACUGGAACGAAGAGGAGUCGAACUGGAAAGGAAUCUGAGAGACUGCAAGAAUUCUAAAGAGGAGGAACGCAUGCUAAUGGAGUGGUUCUCUCUUAUCCAUGACAGACAUGUUCUGGUGCGCAAAGAUACAGAGCUAGUUUAUCUGACAAAGCAGCAGAAGUUAGAUGAGAGACAGGCAGAUGUGGAGUAUGAGCUCCGAUGUCUCCUUAAUAAACCUGAGAGCGACUGGAGUCAGGAGGAUCGAGGUCGAGAGCAGCAGCUGAUGGACGAGCUGGUCACCAUCAUCGAACAGAGGAACCAGAUCAUCAGCAGCUUGGAUCAGGACAGGCAGAGGGUAAGAGAAGAAGAUAGGCUUUGGGAAGUCUUAAUGAAGAACAAAGAGUUCCAGAAAGAGGGACUAAAAGAGCUAAAGAAGUCAAAAGGAAAGUUCAAGCCUAAAAAAGUUUUUAAGAUGCUGAAUCAUAAAGCAGAGAGCACCAAAGACUCCAUGGACAAAAAGAGCUGAGGCACUGUCAUGACUGCAGAAAUGUUAUACAGAUACAAAACUCUCAUAGACAAAAAACUCAUUUACUUUUAGAUGAAAAAAAAUGUUGAUAUUUCUUCUACCACAGAAGAUGAUCUUCAUAUGAGAGACUUUAUUAAGCUCGGCUAAGUAGCACAGACAAGAUGAAAUAUAAUUUUCUCUGUCCAAAUGAUUCAGUGUUAUCGGUGUACAUUUUCUCUUCAUGUUUCUUUACAUGCCCUAUCUGCUAUAUGCAAGGAAUAUUUAUGUUUCUUUAUUUUAUUACAUACUUGUAUUAGUUGAAGUAUGCAAUAAAUAUUUAUUUGGGAA